CUUUACCCUUCCUCUACCCCCUCUCCCUUUCUCUCUCCCUCUCUACCCCCUCCUCCCGCAUCAGUACGCAGGCGUGUGCGUGCUGAGCUCCCGCUCCGGACCUGAACUUUACGCACGGUGCCGCUUCACCUUCCUCUCGCACCUGUUCCCGGGGCCGCGGUGUUUCUGCUCCUCGCCCGGUUCCGGUGGAUGACCGGUGGAUGACCGGUGGACUCCUCGCGGAGCCAUGCACUCGCACUGCGGGUUCAUCUUGGGUCGAGUCCCCGCAGGGAACCGACCCGACCCUGAUUGCCUCCACUCCCGUUUCCGCAUUCCCGCAGCCUUCGUGCGCAGCGCCGCCGCCGCGGAGCCGCGACCCACGAGCCGCACCGAGCAAACCGGUUGGUCCGGAUCGUCCGAGCCGCGGGCGCCGCGUCAUGUUUGCGGCUAGAGAGCGAGCGGCACCUGGAGCAGCGAGCGGCCGGAGCCGAGGCUGAUCGAGUCCCGGGAUGGAGGGCUGCUGCCGCGCGUGUAUGCCGUGCCUCGGCCGGCUCUGGAACUGGAUCUGGCCCGACUUCCGCUACCCCAACGUCCCGAACCACGACCAUGUGAUCGCCAACCCGGCGGCGCACGCGGCGGAGAUCCGCACCGUGUCCGGGGACAUCCGCGCCCCGUCGCCCAAGAAGCGGCCGGUGCAGCUGUACGCGGCGCUGUUCGACUUCGUGGCCCGGAGCGACGACGAGCUGACGGUGAAGGAGGGCGACAAGCUGUCGGUGCUGGAGAAGCGGGGCGACUACGUGCUGGCGAAGAAGCUCACCGGGUCCCUGGAGUCCGGCCUGAUCCCGGCCAACUACCUGGCGCUGCUGCAGGACGAGUUCGCCAAGCACAAGUGGUACUAUGGGAACAUAAACCGAGUGAAAGCUGAGAAGCUGCUUCUGGCUUCCCAAAACAAAGAUGGCUCCUUCCUUGUUCGCAUCAGUGAGAGUCACAGUGACGAGUACACCAUCUCCGCUCGCAGCGAGGGGCAGGUCUACCACUUCAGGAUCAAGCGCUCCACCAUCGGAGCGUACUUCGUCUCAGAGAAGAUCUCCUUCGCCACGUUGGGGGAGCUCAUCUCCUACUUCCAGAAGAACCCCCGCAGCCUGGGGGUGCUGCUGGAGGAGCCCUGCGCCCAGCAGCGGGAGCUCUUCGACAUGGAGCCGUGGGAACGACCUCGAGAGGAGUUCAAGCUCCACAGGAAACUGGGAGAGGGCCACUUCGGGGAGGUGUGGGAGGCUCAGUGGACCACGGAGAACAAGAAGGUGGCCAUCAAGAUGCUGAAACAAGAGGACACGAAGCAGGACGAGUUCGUGAAGGAGGUUCAGGCUCUGAAGAGCCUCCAUCACCCGAAGCUCAUCCAGCUGCUGGCCAUGUGCUCCAGAGGAGAGCCCGUCUACAUCGUCACAGAGCUCAUGAGCAAAGGAAGCCUCAAGUCCUACCUCGCCUCGGCUGAAGGUCAGGUGCUGACCUCCGCUCACCUCAUCUACAUGGGCAGUCAGGUCGCAGAGGGCAUGGCCUACCUGGAGGACAGGAACAUCGUCCACAGAGACCUGGCCGCCAGGAACGUGCUGGUGGGGGACGACCUGGUCUGCAAGGUGGCCGACUUCGGACUGGCUCGGAUCAUUAAGGACAGUGUUUACACAGCGAGCAGAAGCACAAAGAUCCCAGUGCGCUGGACGGCUCCGGAGGCGGCCAUCUACCAGAGGUUCUCUGUGAAGUCAGACGUGUGGUCGUUCGGUGUUUUGCUCUACGAGAUGAUGUCACGAGGCAAAAUGCCUUAUGAAGGAAAAAACAACAAGGAGGUGUUGGACCUGCUGUCCUCUGGAUUCCGGCUGCCCUGUCCAACCCGCUGUCCUCCGAACAUCUACCGCAUCAUGAUGGACUGCUGGGCCGCGGAGCCGUCCAAGAGACCCUCCUUCCACGCCCUGCACAGCCAGCUGGACUCCAUCUAUGCCCGGAUCUAUUUCAAGACUAUAGAGGUAUAGAGAGAGGGACACAGGGACACAGAGGGACGCAGAGGGACACAGAGAUGAUGAGAGGAUGUGAAUGGUGCAACAGCACAUCCUCUACAAACUGGUCCCCGACAGACUGAGAACAUGUUUUUAAAGCCACACACGUCUACAACAGGGUAAAUGUAUUUGAGCAGCAGAGAGGUGAAAGGUGACGAGAGGCUUCUCCAGAGGGACACGAGACAGAGGGACAUGAGGACGUCUUCCUCUUCAAGAGUCAGGAGGCUGUGAACUGAGGACGAGGUGUGAGGUCACUGCUCCCCCCCCCGCAGCACAUUCACAGACGCACCUGCUUUGAGUUUUUUACCCUCAGUGUUUUCUAGAUGAUGUUUUAUCACCUGUGUACCUGCCAUGUCUGCUCAGCACACGUUGAGAUGUUCUGAGGUCACAGGUCAGGACUUUGACUAAUCACCUGUCUUCUGAUUGCAAAGCCAGUUCUAAAAUUGAGGUUAUGUGCAAUAAUGAUCCUCCUGCUGGUUGUGAAGCCUGGGGCCUGGUGCUGGGGCCUGGUGCUGGGGCCUGGUGCUGGGGCCUGGUGCUGGGAGGUCCCAGAGGAAGAAGACCAACCUGCACCAGGACCAGAGGAUGGAUCCAGUAGCUUCGUGAUCUUUGAGUUUCUCAGACCCUCAGGUCAACUUGUGCUUGGAGGUUAAAGGAUUCAGUCUCUUAUCUGUCAGGAGAUCCAGACAGCAAACUGCUGCUUCACAAAGUCUCAGGUCCACAGAAGAAGAAGCAGAAUGUGUGUAGUAGAUCAUUGUAGAACCAGAGUGUUGUAGUGUGCACACCUCCACCGAGGCCAGUCAGGUCCAUGAGUUCUUCUGGAUCUUCUCCUGAUCCUGAGCUGACACAUCAAACAUCCUUCCACCCAGUCUGGUGUGAACCCGUCCGGUGGUUUGUCUGUGAUCCUGCUGACAGACCAACAACACAGAUGGAUGGAUCUGCUCCUUGGUGAAGGGAAUGAAUUAUUAAAUGCACAUGUAACAUGCAUCUUUUGAUUUUGGGAAUAUGUUUUGGAAAUCUGUUUUUACAACCUCAUGAUGACGGUGAGGUGAGAAGCUCUCGUCCCUCUGCUGUAGCAACAGGGCCGCUCGUGUUAGCUUAGCCACAGACAGAGCUAAUCUGUCAGUAGCUUUAAUCCACAGACUGGAGGAAGGUGAAGCAUUCUGGGAAUGUGACGUCAUGUGACUUCAGAGUCUGCAGCAGUGAUCACGAGGUGUCGAGGUCCAUAACCACCCUGGACCAAUCAGGAGUCAGUGUCAGCUGUCAAUCAUCACGUCUUUUCUGUCACUUUGGUCCAUGUCCCAUCUGCUAACAUGGAGGAGGUGGAGUCUAUGAGCUGUACUGCAGCCAGACACCAGGGGGCGAGCCAGAUGUUUUGGCUUCACCUUUGGGAGCCUCCAUGUUUAUUCACAGUAUUUAUAAUAAUUGAAGAGGUAAUUAAAUACUUUCUAUAUUGACGGAUGAACAGCAGGUGUCCUGACGGGGGGGGGGGGGGUAAACUAAUAUUCCUCUAGCUUUAAUGCUAACAGGCAUGCCAGUGUUAGCAUGCUAACUAGCAUACAUUCUUACAUUAUUAGCUUUGUGCCACACUGAAGAACUGAAGCGUCUCUUGCACGUGAGCACUGAUCAACUAGAAACGUUUAGACUGAGGAGUUCGACCUCGUCUGUGUUCACAGGAUCAACCCAGGGACCGACCCUGUAGCGCCCCCUUCAGGACAAGCUGUCCAACUAGUGAUCAGGAUCCAGGUCAAAGGGCUCGAGUUCCAGGAUCUAAGUGCAUUUAGUCCAAGUCCACGAAACGAAGGUCACUGCACCACAAGCUUUGAGUUCAAGUGUUGAUCCUGAAACUCGUUUUAACCAUGGGUGUGUUGUAGGCGUGACAUGCAAUCAACCAAUCAGAGAGCCCCGUCCACUGAGCAGCCCUCGGGCUCACACAUCCACAACACUGCAGAUUUAAAGAGUUUUCAUCAGGUGGUAAACUUCUGAGCAGAGUUUCACUUCCUGUUCAGAUCAUGUGUGUGUGUGUAACGAGCAGAGUGUGUGUCUGUCGCUGCAGCUUUAAAACAACAGGUAAAUACUUCACACCAAGCAAACACAUCACGCGUGCCUGACGACAUCUCAUCACGUGACCCCCCCCCCAAGUUGUGUCUCUGGGGCCCAGCAGGCUUCACCUGUUGUCUUGUUACUCUCCACAGGCACUGAGUGUCGUCUUCAGCGUCGGUCACGGGUCUGAGAAGGUUCAUGUUCCAUGUUGAGUGAGGGGAUUGUUGUGAUGAUCGUUUGAUCGAUGCUGCCGCGGUGCUUGAAAAGCCACCGGGCCACUGGGCCACCGAGCCACUGGGCCACCGUGCCACAUGUACAGGCCUUAAGUUAUUAAAGCUCUUCCACAGGCCCCCGACUUACAACUGGAGUGCCUAUGUUUACACACGUCUAUAACUAACUAUACAACAUGGACAAUAAAAACUACAAAAUGACCAAAACGGUGUGCAGAGUAAAUCAGACUCAGUUCCCAGUAGCAGGAACUGGGAUUUCUUCACCACCAGUGCUGCGAUGCAAUGUGAUUUAAGAACAAUGCAGCUCUGGAUUUGUUUAUGCACGAUUCACAGAAGACGAAGACGAGUUCAGGAAACUUGAGCCAUAAUCACCAGAGAGAGACUUCUGUGUGUGUCUGUCGUCAGGUCCCGAGCUCCAGGAGUCAAAGAAUAAAGUCUUUUAAUUAUU
Platichthys flesus (European flounder) is the source of this 4748-nucleotide messenger RNA. RefSeq names its product src-related kinase lacking C-terminal regulatory tyrosine and N-terminal myristylation sites (gene srms). The record is from RefSeq and is a predicted model, not a curated record. The coding region runs from base 489 to 2003 and encodes 504 amino acids. Gene Ontology annotation, cellular component: extrinsic component of cytoplasmic side of plasma membrane. Gene Ontology annotation, biological process: protein phosphorylation; cell differentiation; innate immune response. Gene Ontology annotation, molecular function: signaling receptor binding; ATP binding; non-membrane spanning protein tyrosine kinase activity. Lineage: Eukaryota; Metazoa; Chordata; Actinopteri; Pleuronectiformes; Pleuronectidae. The transcript has 8 exons.